Molecule: messenger RNA, 1114 nt
Organism: Ceratitis capitata (Mediterranean fruit fly)
Lineage: Eukaryota; Metazoa; Arthropoda; Insecta; Diptera; Tephritidae
Product: neuferricin homolog
Exons: 1
Coding region: 43-870 (275 amino acids)
Cellular component (GO): endomembrane system; membrane
Source: RefSeq, a predicted model, not a curated record
UUUAGGAGGUAAACAAAUCAAUUGCCUUUUGGCCAGCUGGAAAUGUUCGAGUUUGUGAAACAUCUUUUUAAACUACAAUUCCUGCUAAUAAUUGCUGCGGUUUUAGCCGGCGUUUACUAUAAUCAAAUUGUUAAGUGGAUGGUGGAAAAGUAUGUGGAACCGGAAGGUGAAAGUUUAGCAGUGCAUUAUGAAAACGACGAGACGCAGACGCCAGGAGAGAGGCUUUUUACGCGUGAUGAUUUGGCAAAAUUCAAUGGCGAAAACAACGCACCGAUAUAUUUGGCCAUACUGGGUCAUGUUUUUGAUGUAACCAAAGGUAGAAAGCAUUAUGGACCGGGUUGUGCGUAUAAUUUCUUUGUUGGACGCGACGCAUCUGUUUCAUUUGUUAGUAGUGAAUUCGAAAAUUAUGAAGACGAUAAGGCCGAUGACGUUGUCUCAUUAAGACCCAAUGAUCUCAUCAGCUUGGAAAAUUGGCAACAAUUUUACAAUAAAGACUACACUUACGUAGGCAAACUAAUAGGACGAUUUUAUAAUGGCCGCGGAGAGCCAACCACAUACUAUCACAAGUAUAAAAUGCUUGUGCAACAAGCCAAGUUAGCUAAAACACAAGCAGAGCAGCUACGCGAAAUAUAUCCAGAUUGUAAUAUCGAAUGGUCUGUAGACCGUGGUUCACAUGUGUGGUGCACCAGAACGAGUGGUGGUAAGGAACGGAAUUGGGUGGGAUAUCCUCGUCAAUUGUUUGAAAUCGGUGCUAAUAAUUUCCGCUGUGCCUGUGUACAAGAAAAAGACUUGGACACGACUGAAGUGAUGCUGAAAGAGUACGAAAAUUGCGAUACUCUUUCCCACGAGUGUUAUUAUCAUGUAGACUAGUGAAAUUAACAUAGUUUAAACAUAUAUUAUAUGUAUGUUUGUAAUUUACUGCAUUAUUUUAAAAGGAAAAUGGUAUUCAAUAUUAGUGAAAAGGCAGGUAUUAAUGUUUAUAAUCAAGUAUUUUAUGUACUUAAAUGUAGUUAGACGAAAAAUAGCAAUAUUUGAACUUAACAUAUCCAACGAUAUAUAGAGAGGCCUUAGUGUUCAAGUUUUGUACAAGGAAAAUAAAAAAUUGUUUAUCAAA